Molecule: messenger RNA, 948 nt
Organism: Purpureocillium takamizusanense
Lineage: Eukaryota; Fungi; Ascomycota; Sordariomycetes; Hypocreales; Ophiocordycipitaceae
Exons: 3
Coding region: 1-948 (315 amino acids)
Source: RefSeq, a predicted model, not a curated record
AUGACAGAUGUCAAUCGUGUCGUCGUGCCCGCGACUUACACCAACCCACCCGACAGCCAUGUGCGCAUCACCAACCAUCCAGAGACAGCUGACGGCGUCACCCCCAUCCUCGUGGCGGUCCUGAACCGGCCCGACAAGCUCAACGCCAUCACGGAUGGAAUGAUUCAAGACCUCGUCGCCUUGUUCCGCUCCGUAGACGUCGACGACCGCGUCAAGGCCGUCGUGCUCACCGGCACAGGCAAGGCCUUCAGCGCCGGCAUCGACCUCACCAUGGACACGAGCCAAAUGAAGGACCGCGAGUCGGUGGGCGAGAUGCGCGACCCGGGAGGUACCUUGGCGCUCGCCAUGUUCAACUGCAGCAAGCCCAUCAUCGUAGCCUACAACGGGCUCGCGGUAGGCAUAGGCCUGACAUCCACCCUUGCAGCAACGAUUCGCAUCGCACCUCGGACUGCGGAAUUUGGAUUUCCGUUUUCGCGAAUAGGCCUCACCAUGGAGUCGGCAAGCUCCUUCUUCCUCCCCCGCAUGGUCGGGUACAGCAACGCGACGUAUCUCCUGGCGACAGGCAAGAGAUAUCCCGCCGACUCGCCCGCAUUGAACGGCGUCUUUGCAGAGCUUUUGCCCGAGCCGAAGGAUGUCUUCCCCCGAGCCCUUGAGCUGGCUGAGGAUCUCAUCACCAACGUGAGCCUCAUGGCCAUCUUUCUGAAUCGACAGCUCAUUUGGAGGAAUCCCGGGUCGGCGGAACGCGCCCACCUAGUCGAUAGUCCUCUUUUGUAUGACAUGUUUGGUGGAAACGAUCAUCUCGCGUUCAAGAAGGCUUUUUUCAAAAAGCGCAAGCCCGAGUUCAAAGACAGCAUCGUGGCGAAUGCGCCUCGGACAUAUCCUUGGUGGGACGAAUUGUCCGUGCAGACCCGGGCCAAGGCAGACAGCCGGGGCUCCAGCAAGCUGUGA